AUGGCCAAACACCAGGAAAGUGAAGCCCCGCCUAACUACGACGACGCAUUGAUCGCAUCAUCUCGCUAUGGUUCGCUUCCGUCGACUAUGAAUGUACAUGGCCAGUGGACAAAAUGGAAAUCUAUGAACCUCUGUGGUGCGAAUUCCAAGGAACGUCUGUGUCUGAUUGAGAUGCAAACUGGCUAUAGCGGCAAACCUCCGCUCGGGAUGAGAACGGGAUUUCUCCUGCGCGAUGGGAUGAGCACCAAGGAUAAACUUCUUGCUGCCGCCGGCGAUGAGUCGCGCGGCCUCCAUGCGUUCAAUCCCGACGGCAUCAUCUUCUUGCCGCCACUUCACCCGGACCCGAAGUCUGACCAUAUGGAUACCGAACUCAUGCGCGCCGAACCUGGCACAAACAACGACAUCGCCUUCCACUUUUGCAUCGAGGUAGGCGAGGAGGAGCGGCGGGAGGAGUUUGCUUGGAGGAAGGUCAAGAAGAGUGACGAUCAAGUCAACAGAAAUGGGUUCAAGUUGGUUCGGCUCUCGUCUAGUCAACAAACAUCCCAGCGGAGCGGCAGUAGCAGCGUCCAAAAACCAUCUUCGUCCGCAUCUCCAUUAGCAGGGAAAGAUGAUGAGACUGUCGCCUUUCUUGGAUGGGUUAUGGCCUGGCCCAGUUUGACACAUGCGUUCACGCUUGAGCUGAUGGACGGUCAGUCGAGCACGUUGGGGGAGCGCUGGACUCUUAUGGUUAUCGUUACUGCAAUCCGGCUCUAUACACUGCACGUAAAGGGGAGAACGAGCAAGUUCGUCGUCGACAUUGGAAAGAAGACUUCGGGAAAAUAA
Messenger RNA from Penicillium canescens, 822 nucleotides. RefSeq lists its product as uncharacterized. The transcript has a single exon. The coding region runs from base 1 to 822 and encodes 273 amino acids. The record is from RefSeq and is a predicted model, not a curated record. Lineage: Eukaryota; Fungi; Ascomycota; Eurotiomycetes; Eurotiales; Aspergillaceae.